AUGGUUCCAAUGUUAGCGACAAGUCGAAACAGAGGACUUUCCUCGGAUAUCUGUUAUAAAUAUCUCAUCAAAGUCCGACCGAUGAACGAAGUCGAAGCGGGAGAUCUGCUACGGAAGAAGCUUGUUAUAUCCGCAGAGCUGGAGGAUAUGGAAAAACCAGUCAAGACCCUCGAUUUUAUCCCGCUGGCAAUUGUACUAGCCGCCGCCUACAUAACCCAUCGCUCACCGUUUUGUUCACUCUCGCAGUACCUGAACAAAAUUGAGCACAGUGACCAGGAAGCAGCCAAAAUACUCAAUCAUGAGGCAGGUCUGCUGUGUCGAGAUUGGGAAGCGAAAAAUUCCGUAUUGAUGACCUGGCAAAUCUCGUUUGGGUACAUUCGAAGAGUUGAACCUUCGGCAGCGGACCUCCUUUCUCUCAUGCAUUUCUUCGAUCGUCAAGGGAUUCCUCACCCGGAGAAUUUUGGUGUCACUACCCCUAUCGCUGAUACCGAGUAUCGAUUGGACAGCGAUAUCAUAACCCUCAGAGAUUUUUCGCUAAUUUCAGUAGGGAGGGACCCGGCAUUUCUCGCGAUGCAUCGACUGGUGCAAUUGACUGUACGGGCAUGGCUAAAGAACCGUGAUCAGCUCGAGAGGUGGAAGGAUCAGCUCCUGAAGGAGAUGAAAAUUGGGAAACGUGCCAACACCUCUUUCCCCAUGUCCAACAAAUUUGGCCAGGAUCAUCUUGACACGCUAGUGGCCAUGGAUAACCUCGCAAAGACAUACAUGAAGCAGGAACGAUGGGAAGAAGCUAGUCAACUCAUUGAACAAGUGAUGAUGGCUCUCGAUCAUGAUAAUCCCUUCAAGCUAUCAAGCUUUGCGAACCUGGCGUGGUCCCUGUGGAAUCUAGGCCGACACGAGGCGGCCGAGCAGCUCGAGUUGCAGGUGAUGGAGACAAGAAUGACAAAGCUUGGUGCAGACCACCCUAAUAUGAUGGCUAGCAAGACCAUUCUAUCAUCUUUAUGGGAAGCUACUGGCCGACAUUUCGAAGCAAUUGCCUUUCUCAGAGACUGCGUGGCCAAGCAGAAGAAAGUUUUCGGUCCUGAUUAUCCUCGUACCUUGUCUCGUUCUAUGAAGCUCCUGGAGUGGGGAAUGAAGGGUCUAACUCUUGCUGAUCGAUCAAUCUACCCCCUCUGUCAUUGUUCUUCAUUGGGUGGACUCGAAUUUUCUGGGUUUCUUCAAGCGAGCAGUCCAAAUGUUUGCGUGAUUGGCCCUUUAUGCAAAAAAUACCUAACUGUCCACUGUUGA
Molecule: messenger RNA, 1284 nt
Organism: Penicillium subrubescens
Lineage: Eukaryota; Fungi; Ascomycota; Eurotiomycetes; Eurotiales; Aspergillaceae
Exons: 4
Coding region: 1-1284 (427 amino acids)
Molecular function (GO): protein binding
Source: RefSeq, a predicted model, not a curated record